UAAAGCUGAGGCGCGGCAGUGAGCUGGUCCACAGAGGGAUGCGCGCGCGCUCGCUCUCUCUCUAAAGCAUUAACGGGAAGAAGCUCGAGUCCCACCAGGAAGGGGGAGAACAGGGACUGGGGUUCGCUUCCUGGCUUUGAUUGGGUUUGUGUUGUGUUUGGUGUGUUCGGUGCUCUGGGCUGCAUGUGAGACCGAAUUACACACACACACACACACAAAGGCCAAACCGGAGAGAGGAUGCUGUAAGCUGUGUGCUCCGGUCCCGCCCUGCGUCUCUCUCUCUCUCUCUCUCUCUCUCUCUUUGUCUCUCUCUUUCUCUCUCUCUCUCUCUCUCUGUCUCUGUAAGAGAAGAUGAGCCGGUCUCCCACUCCUAAAGACAUGUCGGCGCAGCACAGCCCGGUGGACGGAGAGUGCGUGGUGAUGGACGCGGUUCAGUCGCCGCCGGAGCAGGUCACACCAACCAGCAGCUCAAAGACUCGCAUCUCCAGCCUUCUGAAGAGCCCCUCGUUUCGUGAGGAGUUGGACAUGCUGAUUCAGGAGCAGAUGAAGAAAGGCGGGAGCUCAUCCAGUCUGUGGGCUCUCACGCAGAUCGCUGACUUCAUGGCCUCUCAUGGCUCUCCUGCUGCACUGCCUUCCUCUAUGACCAUGGUAACGCCCAUUAAUGACCUGCAUGGCUGGGAUGGGGUUGCCAUGGUGAAGGGGGAGCGGCUAAUGCGCUGUAAGUUGGCGAGUGUUCACCGCCUGUUCGAUCUGUAUGGCUGGACUCAGCUCACUACGACCCGGCUCACGAUGCGUAUCAGUAAAGAGCAGGAGCACUUCCUGGUUCUACCUGACGGCCUGACCUACGGCGAGGUCACCGCCUCUAACCUGGUGAAGGUGAAUAUCCUGGGUGAUGUGAUUGAUCAGGGCAGCACUACAUUAGGAGUGGACGUUUCUGCCUUCAGCCUGCACUCGGCCAUUUACUCCGCCCGACCCGAUGUCCGCUGCCUACUACACCUCCACACCCCGGCUACAGCUGCUGUGUCGGCCAUGAAGUGCGGCCUCCUGUCGCUGUCCCAUGAGGCUUUGCUGGUGGGCGACGUGGCGUAUUACGACUACAACGGCGUGAUGGAGGAGGAGGAGGACAGAGUGGACCUGCAGAAGAGUCUCGGGCCUACGUGCAAGGUUCUUGUCCUGAGGAACCACGGCUUCGUGGCUCUGGGAGAAUCAGUAGAGGAGGCUUUCUACAGCAUCUACCACAUCCAGACAGCCUGUCAGAUUCAGGUUUCAGCAUUGUGCUGCGCCGGAGGAGAGGAGAACCUGAUCAUGCUGGACCGGACCGUGCACAGACCGAUCUCCACUGGCACCGUGGGCUGGGCCGGGUCCACGUUCGGUCCCAUGCACAAGACUCGGCUCGGAGAGCACGAGUUCGAGGCGCUCAUGAGGACUCUCGACAACCUGGGUUACCGAACAGGAUACGCCUACCGCUUUCCCGUCCUCCUGGAGCGCUCCAGGACCCGCCGAGAGGUGGAGGUUCCCGCCACCGUCACCUCCUUCAGCUUCGACGCAGAGGGGAAGCGGGUGCAGACGCGACCUCAACCUCACACCCACAAACAGCAGCUGGAGAAAACGCGAUGGCUGAACACUCCGAACACGUACCAAAAGGUCAACCAGGACCAGACGAGCCCCGGGCACCGCACCACGUGGCUGCGCACCGACGAGGUAGCUCAAACCGGAGGCACAGCCAUCAAAAUCGAGAACCCCAACCAGUUCGUUCCUCUCUUCACCAACCCUCAGGAGGUCCUGGAGACGAGGAAUAAGAUCCGACAGCAGAACCGCCAGGACAUGAAGACAGCAGGACCACAGUCUCAGUUAUUAGCCAGCGUGAUCACAGAGAACAGCCCACCGUCUCCAGAGAAGUUGGAGCCCCCUUCGACCCCUGAGCCGGAACCCCCGAAUCCGUUCAAUGAGCUGACGGAUCAGGCGCUGGAGGAUUAUCGCAAAGAAGUCCAGCGCAAGCAGCUCACUGAGGAUGUGUCAGGUGGGGAGGAGGUGAUGAACGAUACGGGGACUCCUCCCCCCGCUUCUUCUCCCACAAAAGUGCCCUCCCCCACCAAACCACCUGCCUCAGAGAUGGACGGGAAAACUACGGACGUCGUCCCGAACGGGAAGGAGGAGGACGCGAAGCAGCAGGAAGAACUGGAGAAAGGAUUAAAAGCUCUCUCCACCAGUGACACAUCAGAAAGCUCGGUGGUCCCGCCUACCGCCCUGCCCACCAAGCCUCCAGGCACCACCCCCGAGGGCUCGCCCUCCAAAUCCCCGUUCAAGAAGAAGAAGAAGUUCAAAGCGCCGUCCUUCCUGAAGAAGAGCAAGAAGCAGAAGGAGAAGGCUGAGGCUUGAGCUCACACUCCAACACAUUUAUACUUACUUAUACACACACACAUACACACACAUCUACCGUUCCAGUAACACAAACACUCGAUUAAAACAGUGUGUAUCCAUCUGUUUGUCCAUGAAGCAUUUUCAGAUGAUUGUUUUUAACAAGCUAAUUCUCACCAUAAUCUGACUAACCCCCUCUGACGUAACAAAAAAUCGAGCUCUUCACACACAUUUUAAACUUGUAUCACACCUGUAUCGCACGAGCAACGAGCAAGAACCCGGCAUGAACUCAGCACUUUGUUGAUUCGGAUUGUUCACUGAUAGUUAUAUUGCACAAGUGCUUGUAUAAUCCAAUGAUGUGUCAGUUUUACCGACUUCCUGUUCAGCCUUUCACACCUCACGUGAUUAUGAAUAGAAUAAACAAUUAAAAAAAACACCAAAUAAACAUGACUUUGGCUUGUAUAUGCAAAGAAAAAAAAAGCCCAACUUUAAAACAGCACUCAGACAUCCGGCUUUCUGAGUUUUAUUUUAUACAAUCAACGAUUUUUCUUUCGCAGUUGUAAUUAUUUUUAUGAUCAGUAACUCUGAUUUAAUUGCCUUUUGGUGUAUGUGUGCUGGUCUGAGUCAGUGUCAUGUUAGAAUGUAAAGUGAUAGCCUGAAUGCUAGGUUGUACCAAUCAUUAAAAAAUUGUUGAAAAGAA
Messenger RNA from Clarias gariepinus (North African catfish), 3058 nucleotides. It is a transcript of the gene add2, whose product is annotated as adducin 2 (beta). Gene Ontology annotation, molecular function: actin filament binding. The coding region runs from base 352 to 2379 and encodes 675 amino acids. Lineage: Eukaryota; Metazoa; Chordata; Actinopteri; Siluriformes; Clariidae. The transcript is spliced from 15 exons. Gene Ontology annotation, biological process: barbed-end actin filament capping. The record is from RefSeq and is a predicted model, not a curated record. Gene Ontology annotation, cellular component: plasma membrane; cytoskeleton; postsynaptic density.